Carlito syrichta (Philippine tarsier) is the source of this 2380-nucleotide messenger RNA. RefSeq names its product nitric oxide synthase, brain. The transcript has 9 exons. The record is from RefSeq and is a predicted model, not a curated record. The coding region runs from base 713 to 2380 and encodes 555 amino acids. NCBI's taxonomy places the organism in Eukaryota, Metazoa, Chordata, Mammalia, Primates, Tarsiidae. Gene Ontology annotation, molecular function: protein binding; nitric-oxide synthase activity. Gene Ontology annotation, biological process: nitric oxide biosynthetic process.
AUAAAAGAUGUAUGUUUUGGAGCCCAGAGCGGCUCUUUUAAUGAGGGUUGCGACGUCUCCCUCCCCACACCCAUCAACCAGCCGGGUUGGACGUCACCGCUAAUUCGUUUCAGCGAUGAUACGAUAAAGGAGGGACAUUAAGAAAUAAAUUCCCCCUCACGACCCUCGCUGAGCCCACGGCUGGGUCCCCGCAUAUUUACGCCGCGUUCCCAGCCGCCGGGCGCGCAGCGACUUAGCGCCGCGGCUCCUCCGAGGGGCGGCCGGGCGGCGAGCGGCGGCCCAGCGGACGGGCUCAGGAAGCCCCAGAUCUCAUCUGCAUCUAACGGGCUGGCGACCAAGAUAUCUAGAGAAUAGUUCACAUCUAUCAUACGUCACUUCUAGACACAUCCACCAGACACUUGUCCUCCAGUCUGCCUGACCUGUUGCUUAGGGACACGUCCCACUGCCUCUCCUGACGUCUGCCUGGUCAACCGUCAUUCCCUCAGAGAGCAAGGAGAGAGGCAGACGCAUGAAAUCAUGCCACCGAUGGGCCAACGGCAAUGAGUGGGUGACGCCGGGUUGACGUCAGAGGCAGAGAAGGCUGAAGCCUCUGCAGCACCCGUCUCCUGGCUCCUGCUCUUGGUGUCGCCUGCAGCCUGGUUCCUCCUGGCGAGAUCAUCUGGGCCUGAUACAUUCUGAAGUCUUCAGACGGGACUCUCGGAAGCCAGCCACCAUGGAGGAUCACAUGUUCAGUGUCCAGCAGAUCCAACCCAAUGUCAUUUCUGUCCGCCUCUUCAAGCGCAAAGUCGGGGGCCUGGGCUUCCUGGUGAAGGAACGGGUCAGCAAACCGCCUGUGAUCAUCUCCGACCUGAUUCGAGGGGGCGCCGCGGAACAGAGCGGCCUCAUCCAGGCGGGAGACAUCAUCCUCGCGGUCAACGGCAGGCCCUUGGUAGACCUGAGCUAUGACAGUGCCCUGGAGGUGCUCAGGGGCAUUGCCUCCGAGACCCAUGUGGUGCUCAUUCUGAGGGGGCCCGAGGGCUUCACCACACACCUGGAGACCACCUUCGCUGGGGACGGGACCCCCAAGACCAUCCGGGUGACACAGCCCCUGGGUCCCCCCACCAAAGCUGUGGAUCUGUCCCACCAGCCGUCGGCCAGCAAGGAACAGCCGCUGGUGGGGGAUGGGGCCUCAGGUCCUGGGAACGGGCCUCAGCAUGCCCAAGACAAUGGACAGGAAGCUGGCUCACUCUCCCACGCCAACGGCCUGGCCCCCAGGCCCCCGGGCCAGGACCCUACCAAGAAAGGAGUCAGGGCCCGCCUCCAAGGCGGAGGGGAGAGCAACGAGCUGCUCAAAGAGAUAGAGCCUGUGCUGAACCUCCUCACCAGCGGGAGCAAGGGAGUCAAGGGAGGGGGACCCACCAAGGCAGAGACGAAAGACACAGGAGUCCAGGUGGACAGAGAUUUGGACGGCAAGUCACACAAGCCUCUGCCCCUCGGAGUGGAGAACGACCGUGUCUUCAACGACCUGUGGGGGAAGGGAAAUGUGCCCGUCGUCCUCAACAAUCCGUAUUCAGAGAAGGAGCAGCCCCCCGCCUCAGGAAAACAGUCUCCCACGAAGAAUGGCAGUCCCUCCAAGUGUCCCCGCUUCCUCAAGGUCAAGAACUGGGAGACCGACGUGGUUUUCACCGACACCCUCCACCUUAAGAGCACACUGGAGACGGGCUGCACUGAGCACAUCUGCAUGGGCUCCAUCAUGCUCCCUUCUCAGCACACGCGCAGGCCUGAGGACAUCCGCACAAAAGAGCAGCUCUUCCCUCUCGCCAAAGAGUUCAUUGAUCAAUACUAUUCGUCCAUCAAAAGAUUUGGCUCCAAAGCCCACAUGGAUAGGCUGGAAGAGGUGAACAAAGAGAUUGAAACCACCAGCACCUACCAGCUCAAGGACACAGAGCUCAUCUAUGGAGCCAAGCACGCCUGGCGGAACGCCUCCCGCUGCGUUGGCAGGAUCCAGUGGUCCAAGCUGCAGGUGUUCGAUGCCCGCGACUGCACCACGGCCCACGGGAUGUUCAAUUACAUCUGCAACCACGUCAAGUACGCCACCAACAAAGGGAACCUCAGGUCAGCCAUCACCAUAUUUCCCCAGAGGACAGAUGGCAAGCACGACUUCCGAGUGUGGAACUCCCAGCUCAUCCGCUAUGCUGGCUACAAGCAGCCCGACGGCUCCACCCUGGGGGAUCCCGCCAAUGUGGAGUUCACAGAGAUUUGCAUACAGCAGGGCUGGAAGCCCCCGAGAGGCCGCUUUGAUGUCCUGCCGCUUCUGCUCCAGGCCAACGGCAACGACCCCGAGCUCUUCCAGAUUCCUCCAGAGCUGGUGUUGGAAGUGCCCAUCAGGCACCCCAAGUAA